This is a messenger RNA of Eutrema salsugineum, 1010 nucleotides long. RefSeq names its product NDR1/HIN1-like protein 12. The record is from RefSeq and is a predicted model, not a curated record. The transcript has a single exon. NCBI's taxonomy places the organism in Eukaryota, Viridiplantae, Streptophyta, Magnoliopsida, Brassicales, Brassicaceae. Gene Ontology annotation, biological process: defense response to other organism. The coding region runs from base 148 to 774 and encodes 208 amino acids.
ACUCAUACACAUUUUUUCCUCCCAUCAUCACUAAUUCACUAGUCACGCCCACACAAUAUAAGAAAAAAGAAUAAGAAGAAGGAAGAUAUCAUAUUAUAGAGAGAGAAAGAGAAGAAGGUACGCCAGUGGCAAAACCGUAAAUAAAAGAUGUCGAAAGAUUGCGGCAACCACGGCGGAGGCAAAGAAGUAGCCGUCCGGCGAAUCUGCGGCGCCGUAAUCGCCUUCAUCAUAAUAGUCCUAAUCACAAUCUUCCUAGUUUGGGUCAUACUCAGGCCCACAAAGCCCAGAUUCAUCCUCCAAGACGCCACCGUCUUCGCCUUCAACCUCUCGCAACCAAACCUCCUCACCUCAAACUUCCAAAUCACGUUCGCAUCUCGAAACCCAAACUCCAAGAUCGGAAUCUACUACGACCGUCUCCACGUCUACGCUACUUACCGGAACCAGCAGAUAACUCUCCGGACGGCGAUUCCUCCGACGUAUCAAGGCCACAAAGAAGACAACGUUUGGUCUCCGUUUGUUUACGGAACCUCCGUUCCGAUCGCUCCGUACAACUCCGUCGCUUUGGGAGACGAGCAAGGACGUGGAUUUGUUCAGUUGAUGAUACGCGCCGAUGGGCGCGUGAGGUGGAAAGUGGGGACUUUGAUCACCGGAAAAUAUCAUCUCCAUGUUCGGUGUCCGGCUUUCAUUAAUCUUGGAAACAAAGCUGCUGGUGUUCUUGUCGGUGAUAACGCCGUUAAGUAUACGUUGGUUACUAAAUGCAGUGUGAACGUUUAGAACGUUGACGCCGUUAAGUUGUUUUUUUUUUUUAAUUUAUAAUCAUAUCAUUUUCUCUUUUUAAAGAAAGAAAUAACCAAACUUCUUCUUCCACCAGCAGGAUAAUGUUUCUGUUUCACCACCUUUGGUUGUUAUUAAGCUUAUUGUUGAUUACAGAAUCAUUAUUACAAUCGGAAUUGAAUGUAAAGCCACUAAAGUUGAAAAUAAAUGGAGGAUUGGGUCUGGCUCUUUUCUUU